UCAGCCUCCCUGCUUUAGUCCACUCCAGCAGCCAUCCCAGACCUUUCUCCUGCUCCAGCCCAGACCCUUCUUCAGCUCCAGCCCAGACCUUUCUCCUGCUCCAGCCCAGACCCUUCUCCUGCUCCAGCUCAGACCCUUCUCCUGCUCCAACCCAGACCCUUCUUCAGCUCCAUCCCAGACCCUUCUUCAGCUCCAGCCCAGACCCUUCUCCUGCUCCACCAUGAGCUCCUACCGCUCCUCUGCUCAGUCGGCCCAGUCUGGCUCCUCCUCCUACCGCCGCACCUUUGGCGCAGGGUACAGCCCUGCCAUGUCACAUUCCCUCUAUAGUAGCCGGGGCUCGGGCGGGGGCCUCGGACUCGGACAUGGUGGCUCCGGGCACAUCUCCUCCCGGGUCUACGAAGUCACCAAGACCUCCGCCUCGCCCUCUUACUCCGGCUACCGCACCUCGUCUCACUUCGGCGGACCUGUGAUGUCAUCGACCGCACACGGUUCGCGGUCCUACGCGGGGAUGGGGGAGACGCUGGACUUCAACCUGGCCGACGCAGUGAACCAGGAGUUCCUCCACACGCGCACCAACGAGAAGGUCGAGCUGCAGCACCUGAACGACCGCUUCGCCAGCUACAUCGAGAAAGUUCGCUUCCUGGAGCAGCAGAACGCUACGUUGGUGGUGGAGAUUGAGAGGCUGCGGGGGCGUGAACCCACACGCAUCGCCGACCUGUACGAAGAGGAGAUGAGGGAGCUGCGUCGCCAGGUGGAGGCCUUGACCAAUCAGAGGAGCCGUGUCGAGGUGGAGAGGGACAACCUGGGAGAAGACUUGGACAAACUCAAAUUCAGACUGCAGGAAGAGAUCCUUCAGAGGGAGGACGCAGAGAACAACCUGGCUGCUUUCAGAGCUGAUGUUGAUGCUGCCACUCUGGCCCGUCUAGACUUGGAGAGACGCAUCGAGACCUUACAGGAGGAGAUCGCCUUCCUCAAGAAGAUUCACGAGGAGGAGAUCCGUGAGAUGCAGUCCCAGAUGCAGGAGACCCAGGUGCAGAUCCAGAUGGACAUGUCCAAGCCAGACCUGACAGCUGCCCUCAGGGACAUCAGGGCCCAGUACGAGGGCAUCGCAGCCAAGAACAUCUCGGAGGCCGAGGAGUGGUACAAGUCUAAGGUGACAGACCUGAACCAGGCGGUGAACAAGAACAACGAGGCUCUGAAGCAGGCCAAGAUGGAGACCAUGGAGUUCAGACACCAGCUCCAGUCCUACACCUGUGAGAUUGACUCACUUAAAGGCACCAACGAGUCUCUGAUGAGGCAGAUGAGAGAGAUGGAGGAGCGCCACGGGCGGGAGGCCGGCGGGUUCCAGGACACCAUUUCCCGUCUGGAGGCUGAGAUCGCCAACAUGAAGGAUGAGAUGGCCAGGCACCUGAGAGAGUACCAGGACCUGCUCAACGUCAAGAUGGCCCUGGACGUAGAGAUAGCAACCUACAGGAAACUUCUGGAGGGAGAGGAGAGCAGGAUUUCCCUGCCCAUACAGAACUAUUCCACCAUGACUUUCCGUGAAACGAGCCCAGAGCAUCAUCAUCGCGUUGCUGAGUCACACUCAAAGAAAAGUGUCCUUAUCAAGACCAUCGAGACCCGCGACGGAGAGGUGGUCUCUGAGUCAACACAGCACCAGCAGGAUAUCAUGUAACAGACAGCAGAAGAGAAGAUGAAGACCGCGGGAAGACAAGACGAAAUAAAUACGAAAAGGACUUUAACAACUCACCUUGAUGGCCCUUAGUUGUUCUUAUUUGAAAGACGUUAAGUCUUUAAAGACACAAAGGUCAUUCCCUCAAGUUAAAUAGUCAAACAGCUGGGUGACUUCAAGUACGAGCCGACCUGUUUGUAAUUUCCUACUACAUCUAUGUGCACCGUUUGCCUUUAUUUAUUACUAUAUAUGAUACUGUACGUUCUAUCACAAGGGGGAAGUUAGUAUGAGGAGGGUUCUCAAUCGACAGAGAGGCAGAGGAGAGGGGUGAGAAGGGAGAGAUGUGUCUGGGGAAAAGGAGAUGGGGGGUGAAACAGGUGAUAGGAUAGACAAAAUGAAAGAUGGAAAGAGGGAAUAUGGAAUGAGAGUGAGGCUGACAAUCGCUUAUGCUGUUCUGAAUGGUGAACCUAUAGGUUGGUUAACAAAUAAAACAAACAGCGACACACGGUCA
Molecule: messenger RNA, 2183 nt
Organism: Salvelinus namaycush (lake trout)
Lineage: Eukaryota; Metazoa; Chordata; Actinopteri; Salmoniformes; Salmonidae
Product: desmin-like
Exons: 9
Coding region: 221-1675 (484 amino acids)
Biological process (GO): skeletal muscle organ development
Cellular component (GO): sarcolemma; intermediate filament; cell-cell junction
Source: RefSeq, a predicted model, not a curated record